This is a messenger RNA of Triticum turgidum subsp. durum (durum wheat), 399 nucleotides long. The record is from the annotation of a GenBank genome assembly. NCBI's taxonomy places the organism in Eukaryota, Viridiplantae, Streptophyta, Magnoliopsida, Poales, Poaceae.
AUGCUUGCUAUCUUUGGGAGUGGUAUUACUACAGGAAGGUACGCAAUGACAUCUCAUCAACCUCUUGGGGUUCCAUCAAUGGUGCAAACCUCCCCAUCAUUUGUAAACCUUGAAGGUUGUGGUUCUGAAUUUGUUGUGGAUGGGAAUGAACCUGGAUUGAGUGCUACUGCUACUGCUCAUGGAGAAGAUGAUGUUGCUACUCGUGGGAAGGAACCUUGUAAGGAUGCUUCCAGCUCCACUGGCAAAAGGAAGAGGGCUAGCUUGAUGAGUGAAGAAGAAGUUUUGGUCAUGAGCAACAUGUCCGAUGCAGUCCGCGAAGUUGCUGUUGCUAUCAAGUCCACUGGAGAGGCACAUCCUGAACUUUAUGAUGUUAUCAUGGAGCUCCCUGGUUUUUUCUGA